AUGACCCGUAAGGCCAGGAACAGAAAGAAAUCUUUGUGUGAGAAAUCCAUGCAGGUGGUGGUUAACAUCAUCAAACUAUCAUCUUUUUAUGUUGCAGGUUUGAAUCUGGGAUCAAAUGGUGGAGUGCCUGAGGGAAACAUCGCGGUUCUAAACGCUCCAGUCCAACCCUCAAACGCUUUGCCAUCGUCUCAACAGAGUAUAAGCCAGAGGUUACAAGAGCCAGAGCUCGGGUCCAAAUCUUUCACCUACUUGACAGGAUCAGAUGAAGGAGAGAGAUCUUCCUACAUGGUCUGUGGAACUAACAAUAAUGAUAGCAGGUUUUCUGAUUAUAUCAAGAGGUUUCAUGACGGGAACAUGAAUGAAUUGAACACUGCAAGUACAAAUGGAAAGGUUUCUGAAUAUAUCAGAAGGUUUCAUGAGAAGAACCCGUAUGAUUCAAUGAAAGGAUCCAAAGGAUUGCCAUUCAUUUUGCCACCCCCACCUCCUCAAGCCAAGUAG
Molecule: messenger RNA, 498 nt
Organism: Ilex paraguariensis (yerba mate)
Lineage: Eukaryota; Viridiplantae; Streptophyta; Magnoliopsida; Aquifoliales; Aquifoliaceae
Source: the annotation of a GenBank genome assembly